Ordospora pajunii is the source of this 312-nucleotide messenger RNA. RefSeq lists its product as uncharacterized. The transcript has a single exon. Gene Ontology annotation, molecular function: RNA binding. NCBI's taxonomy places the organism in Eukaryota, Fungi, Microsporidia, Ordosporidae. The record is from RefSeq and is a predicted model, not a curated record. Bases 1 to 312 code for a protein of 103 amino acids.
AUGGAUGGAGAAACAGAUGCACAAAAAUUACUACGCAUGCAAGGCGAGUAUCUUGACUCAUCUCUACAAUGUGCAUUCACCGUGUACAUCAAGAAUCUGGACACUUCGGCGUCAAAUCAAGACAUCUCUACACACUUUAAAUCAUGCGGAGUCAUCUCAAGGAUAAACAUGCUUGGAAGCGGAUCCAAGAAGUAUGCAACAAUAGAUUUUGCAUCAGAAAAGUCAAUUGAAAUGGCACUACUGUUCAACGGAUCCGUUCUGAAAGGAAAGAGAAUAAUCGUGCAGAAAAAGAAAGACUUUGAUAAGAAAUAA